Messenger RNA from Neurospora tetrasperma FGSC 2508, 2112 nucleotides. RefSeq lists its product as uncharacterized. The coding region runs from base 1 to 1887 and encodes 628 amino acids. Gene Ontology annotation, cellular component: small-subunit processome. Lineage: Eukaryota; Fungi; Ascomycota; Sordariomycetes; Sordariales; Sordariaceae. Gene Ontology annotation, molecular function: snoRNA binding; protein binding. The record is from RefSeq and is a predicted model, not a curated record. The transcript has a single exon.
AUGUCGUCCUUUUUCACAGCACCCGCUGGGGAAAAGAAGAGGAAGCGUGCCUCUGCCAACGAAGCCCCGCAGAAGCGAGUUGCGACUGGCAAAUCGACUGCCAAGUCAUCCUCGGCCAGAGGCCCUGCCGCCAAAUCACGCCCCGCCGCCCCCAAGAAAGCCGUUGAGCGCGACGAGUCGAUAUCCGGCAGCGACAUUGACAGUGACGAUGGCGACCAUAUUGAGAGAGAGGACGGAUCGGAAGGAGAAGAGGAGUCGGACCACGAAGGAGAGACGGCGGCCGAGAAGCGGUUAAGAUUGGCACAGCGGUAUCUGGACAAGGCACGACAAGAGGUGGAACUGGAGGACGAGUAUGCCUUUGACGCCGAGCAGAUUGACCGUGAUUUGCUGGCGGAGCGUCUUCAGGAGGACGUGGCUGAGGCCAAGGGCAAGGUUUACCGCCAGUUGGCUUCCAAGCUCGACUUUGACAAGGCCGCACACACACAGUUUAGAUGGAAUUCAGGAACGGUAACAUCAGUCUCGGUUUGCGCGCCGUACGCUUACACCACCACAAAAGACGGCUACCUUACCAAGUGGAAGCUACAAGACCUACCCAAGAACCAGUGGCCACAGACGACCAAGAAAAAGCCAAAGAAGCCGCCUGCGCCGCCCAAGAAGAAACCCGAGAGAGUGUGCUUCAACAGAGCGAACCCGACCAAGGCAAAGGACAAGACAUACCAGGGACACACCAACGCGGCCAUCCUGACGGUCAGGGCCUCUGCCGACGGCAAGUUUGUCGUCACCGGCGGCGCCGACAAGCGAAUGGUCGUCCACGACGCCGAGACCCUCAAGCCCCUCCGGGCCUUCACCCAGCACCGCGACGCCGUUACCUCGCUCGCCUUCCGCCGCGGCACUAACCAAAUAUUUUCUGCCUCCAAGGACCGGACAGUGAAAGUCUGGUCGCUCGACGAGCUCGCCUACGUUGAAACACUCUUCGGCCACCAGGAUGAGAUCCCCGACAUCGACGCUCUGGCCGGCGAGCGCUGCGUGUCCGUUGGCGCGCGCGACCGGACCGCCCGCUACUGGAAGGUACCCGAGGAGUCGCAGCUCGUGUUCCGCGGCGGCGUGUCGGAGAAGAAAUCCCAUAAGAACCGGGACCAGGCGGUGAACCACGAUGGCACCAUGGACCAGGUGGCCAUGAUCGACGACGAGCUCUUUGUGACUGGCGACUCGGCCGGCACGCUCUCGCUGUGGGGCAUCAACCGCAAGAAGGCCCUGUUCACGCAGCCGUGCGCGCACGGCAUCGACCCGCCGCUCAAGCCGACCGAGGUGUCUGCCGACGCGAAUCCGGACGAGAGCGUCGUGCCCACCCCGCAGCCCCGCGCCAUCACCGCCCUCCGCACUAUCCCGUACUCGGACGUCAUCCUCUCGGGCUCCUGGGACGGCUUCGUGCGCGUGUGGCGCCUGAGCGAGGACAAGAAGAAGAUCCUGCCCGUUGGCGUGCUCGGUUCCAGCACGGCGCUGCAGCAGCUUGACCAGGCCGAGGCCCAGAAGCAGAAGGAGGAAGCGAAGCAAAAGGCAAAGGAGGAGAAGGAACCUGCAACCGCAAGCAGUGGGGAGGAGCAAGCGGAUGACGAGGCCUCGGUGGAUGGGUCGCAAGACAAGAAGAAGAAGCAAGAGAGCGGGCUGAUUAGGGGUAUUAUCAAUGACAUUGCCAUCUUCGAGCGCGGCAACCGUGGUCGCGACGGCAUCUGCAUCGUGGUGGCUACGGGCAAGGAGAUGAGGUUGGGAAGGUGGAAGUACAUGAAGGAAGGAAGAAACGGCGCUACUAUUUUCGAGGUGCCCAAGGUUGCUAGGCGAGCGGGGGCUAAGGGGGAGGAGAGCGAGGAGGAAGAAGAGGAGGAAUAGAGGAAGAAGAUGGGAACCAUACGUACGUCUGCCUUGUCUUGUCUAGCUCGUUUGACGGAGUGAGACAUGAGAAGUACGCGGAAAAUGAACAAGAAGAGAGCCAAAUAAUCAUCGCCUGUUGAAUUUGUUACAAAGUGCUUUGGACAUUAUAUCGCAUUCGCGACAGCCAAGCUGUUCAUAGACAAAGGAGAAAGAGAAAGUAGAAAGAGCAUGUAUUGUACAUAC